Molecule: messenger RNA, 2310 nt
Organism: Gloeophyllum trabeum ATCC 11539
Lineage: Eukaryota; Fungi; Basidiomycota; Agaricomycetes; Gloeophyllales; Gloeophyllaceae
Product: WD40 repeat-like protein
Exons: 13
Coding region: 1-2310 (769 amino acids)
Biological process (GO): tRNA wobble uridine modification
Cellular component (GO): elongator holoenzyme complex
Molecular function (GO): protein binding
Source: RefSeq, a predicted model, not a curated record
AUGACCGUUGAAAUAUCGACAGCAUAUAUAUCUGCUUCGGCAAACCGUUAUUCCCAAGCCGGAAGCUCGUCCAACAGCUCACUUGUUGCGUUCGGUUCAUCCAGAUAUGUGGCACUCUGGAAUACCGCUUGGAAAGCGGCCCACAUCUUUCGGUCCCACCAGAAGUCGAUAUCAACUCUACACUUUCACGGCGGCACCCUUGCGACAGGGUCCUCGGAUAGUUCUGUUAAGAUAUGGAAAGAUGAAACCCAAACUAUUGACCUUCGUGGCAAAUAUCCCCUCUCUGUCAGACUAACUACUCUGCCAGAUGCGCAAGGUUCCGUAUUCAUUCUCGUCUGUCUUCCAGCCACGGUCCUUGCGAUAGGAGGGACUGACAAGAACGUGCAAAUAUGGACCCGAUCCGAUGAAUCUUUCGUGCGCUCCGCUGUAUUGUCCGGGCAUGAAGACUGGGUGCGAAGUUUGGACUUCCACCUGCCUCGCUCAGGCGAACAGCCUUUGAUCUUGGCGUCUGGGUCUCAAGACAGUACUGUACGCUUGUGGAAUAUCGAAGUUUACAGGGCUGUACCCAAGGGAGCAGGUCCAGCGGACUCGACUUUGAGCGACGAAUUGCUCGACGAGUUUGAAAGUUCUCUAGGCACCCUUGCAGAUGCGGAAGAAGGUGACCGGCAGAUUUCCUUGAAGAGACAUGUCCUAACGGUCAAAUCUCGCGACGGAAGGACCCAACAAUUCUCUCUCACCUUUGACGCGCUAUUAGUAGGACACGAAGCAGGCAUCACCUCGCUCUCAUGGAGACCAGAUGGGGAGGGGGAUCGCGAGCUCACUCUCCUCUCCACGUCCACGGAUUCUUCUCUCAUCCUCUGGUCGCCAUCUACAAUAAUUUCCACUGCCCAAGGCGACGCAAGUUCUCUGUGGAUCAAUCGGCAGCGUUUUGGAGACGUCGGUGGCCAAAGGCUUGGUGGAUUCGUCGGUGGUAUAUGGUCCCGCGGAGGAGCAGAUGCUCUGGCGUGGGGAUGGUCGGGUGGAUGGCGAAGAUGGCGCUGCACUUCUACUGACACCAAUGAAGCUGAGGUCUGGAAAGAGAUCGGCGCUGUAACAGGGCAUAAUGGACCCGUCAGGGGUAUUACAUGGAGCCCCCAGGGCGAGUAUCUCAUCUCCGCCAGUCUUGAUCAAACUACUCGCAUUCACGGACCGAUACCUGAGAGUAGCCGUCCUGUAUGGCACGAACUAGCCCGCCCGCAAGUUCAUGGCUACGAUCUCAUCGAUGUCGCGUCCUUGGAUCCUCUGCGUUUCGUCAGUAUUGCCGAUGAGAAAGUUGUUCGCGUUUUUGAAGCCCCUCAAACUUUCGUCGACGCCCUUAAUGGCUUGAAAGUGGCACAGUUCUCGCAAGAGGAUCAGGGUGAACGGCCGGCUGCCGCUAGCGUACCUCCUCUUGGUUUAUCUAACAAAGCUGUGAAGGAUGGUGAGAUUGCAGACCAUUUCUGCGAGAUUGUGCGACUCACGCACGAGAGUCUACUAGCCAGCAUCGUCAGCACCGUUUAUGACUGGAAUGCGGUCCACAGACGUCCAUUUGAGGGAGAGCUCUCGUCCAUGACAUUAUGGCCUGAGAUCGAGAAAGUAUUCGGGCAUGGUUAUGAGUCCAUAUCACUUGCUGUGUCGAACAACAAAAAGUUCAUCGCCACAGCCUGCAAAGCUACUACACCAGAGCAUGCUGUAAUUCGAGUGUAUGAAACGGACAAAUGGCAGCCAGUCGGGCAACCUCUGCAGGGUCACUCCUUAACAGUCACACGGAUAGCUUUCAGCCCAGACGACAGAUACAUACUUACCGUCUCCAGAGACCGUUCCUGGCGACUCUUCGAAGCCCAAGCUGAUUCAAGCUUUGCACCCAUCGCAGCUGAUAAGUCGCAUUCACGCAUCAUAUGGGAUUGUGCAUGGGCGCAGGAAGGUGAUGUCUUUGCCACAGCUUCCCGAGAUAAAACGGUCAAAAUAUGGCGCUUGGGCGACGACAGUUCCAGGUGGGUCUCGAUAGCAACUCUGAAGACUAAGGAAGCAGCUACCGCCGUUGCCUUCAAUGCCACAAAUGACGGAAGAAGGCUGCUGGCCGUGGGCACUGAGAUUGGCGGGCUGUCCAUAUAUUCUAGUGGCUCCAGUGCGUCCUCGGACUGGACGCCAAUGUGCACGGUUGACCACAGUCUUACCCAUAGCGACCAUAUUUACCGUCUUGCAUGGCGUCCUGGUCGGCAGGUAUUACCAAAAGAACUCGCGUGCUGUAGCGAAGAUGGCACCCUAAGAAUACUGGUGGUCCAACAAUGA